AGAGUCGAACUUCGCCAUGUAUUGCGGCCAGAAACAGCGCGAGCAACUUUCGGGGGCCGGACCGCCCUAUUCUGCCAGAGUACAGUACACAGUGCCCCGCUCCAUGCUCCCAAGCCACAGGCUAUCUGGAAAGACCGCAAGGCGAAGCCCAGCGAGUAGAGCCUGCGAUGCACCUCAAGAGCUGGUGUGUUCCCUUCCUCGCGGCGCUUUCACAAGCGAGGCGAAGCGGGCGUGGUGUUCCCCCCCGCGGGGAGAUACUGUCAAGUGCACUCUUUAUCAGCCUUCGGAGCAGCCUAGAUUCACAGAUCCUCGCAGGCUCAUUCCAGGACACGCGGAAUUGCGGCUCUCAUUCCUAAAACUCUCGUGGGAAAACUUGGCCUCGAGGGAUUCUCUGGGUUCAACGCAGCCUAAGAGGCCUCACCAUCAGGAUUACUAGUCUGGAGACGAACACGCCGCCACGCCGCCAGUUGCGAGAGAACAGGUUAACUGCCGGUUAUCCGACCGAAUUCCAACCAACGCAACAGGAGGUCUUUCGCGCGUCACAGCCGUUGCUGCGAGUAUCGAGCGCGCGCGGGUCCUGGUUUCGAGCAGCGGGGGGACGAGACGAGCCGUGAUGACGAUGGCCGACCGCCAUGGCGGUAUUGAGGAGGUGGGGCUACGCGAUUUGGAGGGACACCAGCCGCUGCACGAGCAACCGGAGAAGCAGCAGGAGCAGCAGGAGACGCAGGAGGGUUUGCUGGAGGAGCAGCAGGAGCAGGAGAAGGGCGCUGCUAUCUCGGAUGACGCGGACAGCGGCAGCGAGGCGGAGGCAGCGCGGCACGGGUUUGCGUACAGCCGGGAGCAGCUGGUGAACCUCAGCUCCAACGCCAACGUCGACGACCUCCAGCGCAUGGGAGGGGUCAAGGGUCUUUGUGCGGGUCUGGCCGUAGAUCCCGAGGUGGGAAUCAUUGGUGACGAUGCAGAGGACCUCAAGCGCCGCGCCGAGGCGUAUGGAGCCAACACCUACCCCAAGAAGCCCCUCCCGCCCUUCCUGUGGUUCGUGUGGAAGGCGAGCCAGGACACUAUUCUCAUCAUCCUCAUGAUCUGCACCGCUCUCUCCCUCUUCUUCGGCAUGAUCGCCGAGGGAGCGCAUGAGGGAUGGCACGAGGGCGUUGCCAUCGCCGUCGCCCUGGUCAUCGUCAUCAUGGUCACUGCGCUCACGGACUACCGCCAGGCGCUGCAGUUCCAAGGGCUGGAUGCAGAGAAGGAGGACAUUCAGCUCAAGGUGAUACGAGGCGGGCGCAGCCAGACAGCAUCGAUAUUCGAUUUGCUGGUGGGCGACGUGGUGCCGCUGGCCAUAGGCGACCAGGUGCCGGGCGACGGGGUGGUCCUCUCGGGCCACUCGCUCACCAUCGACGAGUCGUACAUGACGGGCGAGAGCGACCCAAUGCACAAGGACGUGUAUCGGCCGUUCCUUAUGUCCGGGUGCAAAGUCGUGGACGGCUAUGGCACCAUGCUGAUCACGGCAGUGGGUACCAACACGGAGUGGGGUCGCAUCAUGGCAACUGUCAACAUGGAGGAUGAUUCUGUCACGCCGCUGCAGGCGCGAAUCUCCCGACUGGCGAAAGCAGUGGGCAAGGUGGGGGUGACGGUGGCGGUGUGCGUGCUCAUCAUCCUCAUGACGCGCUACUUCAUGUACAACCACAGCGGGCAGGGAUUCAUGGACGUGAUCAAGGAGCUCGUGGACGAGAUCGCUGUGGCUGUCUCCAUCAUUGUUGUUGCCAUUCCCGAGGGGCUGCCUCUUGCCGUCACUCUCACGCUGGCCUAUUCGAUGCGCAAGAUGAUGAACGACAAGGCGCUGGUGCGGAACAUGGCAGCGUGCGAGACCAUGGGGUCUGCCACUGCCAUCUGCAGUGACAAGACUGGCACACUCACUCUCAACCAGAUGACGGUGGUGAGGGAGUGGCACGCAGGGGUGUUGCACCAGCCAGACGCCAUCGACAGCUUCCACGCUGCCUCGCCUCUCCUCCAGGUUAUUCUGGAAGGCGUGGCGCAGAACAGCACAGGGACUGUCUUCAUUCCUCGGAACGGAGGUGAAGCAGAGGUGUCAGCAAGCCCAACAGAGACUGCCAUCAUCCAGUGGGCGCUCUCUUUGGGCAUGGACUACAACGGGCUGCGCCACGCGUCGGACAUCAUCUCAGUGGAGGCGUUCAACUCCACCAAGAAGCGUGCCGGCGUGGCAGUGAGGCGCACCACUGGUGAUGUGGUGGUGCACUGGAAGGGCGCGGCGGAGAUGGUGCUGGCCAACUGCGAGAGCUGGAUGGACGCCCAGGGCAACACUGUGGCGUUCACGCCUGACAAGCUCGAGUCAGUGCAGGCGGCCAUCGCCACCAUGGCAGCAUCCUCCCUGCGCUGCAUCGCCCUCGCAUCCUCCCCGGUGCCCCUUGCAACUGUUCCUGACGACACCGAGUCCUGGCAGUUCCCCGACACCUCCCUCACUCUCCUUGCCAUCGUGGGCAUCAAGGACCCCUGCCGCCCGGGCGUGCCUGAAGCGGUGGCGCGGUGCCAAAAGGCCGGGGUGAAAGUGCGCAUGGUGACGGGGGAUAACGUGCUCACAGCGAAGGCCAUUGCGCUGGAGUGCGGGAUUCUGACACCCAAUGGGGUUGUGAUUGAGGGGAAGGACUUUCGAGUUCUGCCGUUGGAUCGCAUGAUGGAAAUCAUCCCCACCAUUGAUGUGAUGGCGCGGUCGUCCCCCACGGACAAGCAUCUACUGGUGUCGAUGCUGCAGCGCAUGGGCGAGGUGGUGGCCGUCACAGGCGACGGCACCAACGACGCACCCGCUCUCUAUGAGGCCGACAUCGGCCUCUCCAUGGGUCUGUCCGGCACGGAGGUGGCCAAGGAGAGCUCCGACAUCAUCAUUCUGGACGACAACUUUGCGUCCAUCGUGCGCGUGGUGCGGUGGGGGCGGUCAGUGUUUGCGAGCAUCCAGAAGUACAUUCAGUUCCAGCUCACUGUCAACAUCUGCGCGCUCUCCCUCAACUUCAUCACCGCGCUCACCGACGGCGCCGUGCCCCUCACCACUGUGCAGCUCCUCUGGGUGAAUCUCAUCAUGAACACACUCGGAGCGCUGGCGCUCGCCACAGAGCCCCCCACGGCCGACCUCCUCGAGCAGCCACCCGUUGGCAGAACUGCGCCUCUCAUCACCAACGUCAUGUGGCGCAACAUAUUCACUCAGGCUGCCUUCCAGCUGACGGUGCUGAUGGUGCUCAACUACGCGGGCAUCUCCCUGCUGGGCAUUGGCAGUGUAGAUAACCCCACAGAGGUCAAGAACACCAUCAUCUUCAACACCUUCGUCUUCUGCCAGCUGUUCAACGAGAUCAACGCGCGGCGCCCCAACAAGCUGAACGUGUUUGAGCGGCUGCACAAGAGCCCCAUCUUCAUCGCCGUGCUCUGCUUCUCGGUCGCCUUCCAGUCGAUCAUCGUGGAGGUCUUGCAGUCAUUUGCCCACACCACCUCGCUCUCCUGGCAGCAGUGGCUGCUCUGCAUCGGCAUCGGCGCCAUCAGUCUGCCCUUGGCCAUUCUGGCCAAAUUCAUCCCCGUGUCAGAGACGCCUCUCUUUGACUGCUUCAAACGCUUGCGCCUGCGCCCACGCCACAGAAAGUCCUCUCACAACUUCACCACAGUUCAGGAGCUCCAGGCCUCCGCUAUCAGUGCUGCCGCUGCUGCCACCAACAGCCGUGCUGCUGCUUCCUCCGCUGCUGCUCCAGCUGGUGGUGCUGGUGAUGGGAAGAACGGAGGGAGUGCAGGGGCUGCUGCUGCUGAUGCUGCUGCUGCUGAAGGUGGGCCUGAUGCCAGGUCGGGUGCACUGGGACCAGAGGGGAAAGCACCUGCUGCACCCUCUGCUGCUGCCGGGCCAGUGACGCCGUCUCUGUAACGGGUGCAUUCUUGAAGUGACUGGGGGACAAGCCAUCGGUAUUAUGGCCACUGAGCGGCAAUAGUGAAACCAUCCAAUCCAACGUGACAAACUGUGGUACGCUAGCAGCAAUGGUAGCAGCAAUGGUAGCAGCAGCAGCAGCAGCCGUUCUGCCGCAGCAGCUGUGGGCCGUGUGUUCCGUUUCCACAACUUCGCAUUCUGGGAGGUGAAGACCUUGCAGGGAAUCGCGGUAGGUCUUCAAGCAGUGAAAUUUAAACGAACAGCCUGUUUCUCAACAGGGCUUUUCAUGGAAGCAAGAUGAACUAUUGGGUAAUAGAUAACAGCAACCCAUGGGAUCACUGGCUAUUCAUAUGAACUGAGCAUAUCACCCAAUUUAAUGUCUAACUUAAACAUAUGUUUUGUAUGUAUAGUAACAGGCUAGAUGGGUAAGUGCUCUUAGAGAGUACAGCACCAUCUCAUAUGUCCACAUGUGAGCCUUUCUAGAGC
Closterium sp. NIES-67 is the source of this 4399-nucleotide messenger RNA. Lineage: Eukaryota; Viridiplantae; Streptophyta; Zygnematophyceae; Desmidiales; Closteriaceae. The record is from the annotation of a GenBank genome assembly.